This is a messenger RNA of Pecten maximus, 2370 nucleotides long. RefSeq names its product cleavage and polyadenylation specificity factor subunit 4-like. The record is from RefSeq and is a predicted model, not a curated record. NCBI's taxonomy places the organism in Eukaryota, Metazoa, Mollusca, Bivalvia, Pectinida, Pectinidae. The coding region runs from base 65 to 901 and encodes 278 amino acids. The transcript is spliced from 7 exons. Gene Ontology annotation, molecular function: zinc ion binding; RNA binding.
UCGAGACGCUUAAGGAAUACACGAGAGAAAAGUGAAUAUUGUGGGGAAUCAAAAUAAUAUCAAGAUGCAGGAAAUCGUAGCUUCAGUUACCCACAUGCGAUUCGACAUUGAAAUGGCACUGGAGCAGCAACUUGGGUCACAACCUCUGCCGUUUCCGGGGAUGGAUAAGUCUGGUGCAGCUAUUUGUACAUUUUACCUGAGUAACAUCUGUAGCAAGGGAACAGCCUGUCCAUAUCGGCACAUCAAAGGGGACAGAACUGUGGUGUGUAAACAUUGGCUGAGAGGCCUCUGUAAAAAGGGAGAUGACUGCGAGUUUCUACAUGAAUAUGAUUUAUCAAAAAUGCCUGAGUGCUAUUUUUUCUCCAAAUUUGGUGAAUGCAACAACAAGGAAUGCCCAUUUCUACACAUAGACCCCUCAGCUAAAAUCAAAGAUUGUCCAUGGUAUGACCGAGGCUUCUGUCGACAUGGUCCCAAAUGUAAAAACCGACACGUACGCAGAGUGCUAUGUCAGUGCUACUUACAAGGAUUCUGUUUAGAUGGACCAAAGUGUAAAUUUAUGCAUCCGAACUUUGACCUUCCAACAUAUGAUCCAACAACACAAGCUAAAAAGGCUACAAUUGUUUGUCACAUGUGUGGUGAGACAGGCCACAAGGCUAUCAGCUGUCCCAAGGGCAAGAAUGCUGACGGAAAGCCAAAUAUAAUACACUCUUCACCGAUUGGUAGACCCAUUAAUGUACAGACACAGCACUCAGACUCCCACAGUCACACAGAUCGAGGAGAUGGCAGUGAUCCCAGACGACCGCUCGAUCAAGUCACCUGUUUUAAGUGUGGAGAGAAAGGUCAUUAUGCUAACAAGUGUCCGAAAGGUCAUCUAGCUUUCCUCAGUGUAAAUGCACAAUGAUACAUCAAUUGACAUAAGACUUUUACAGCAUAUGUUCUAUGUGAAAACCAGAUGGUUACAUGUUUUACACUGUAGAAAGUGUGUGGCUAAAGACAGCGGAUCUGAAUCUACAAUAUCUCUAGGUUUAAGAUUUCAGAAAAUAGUAAACAGUCACCCUUCAUCAUGCUGAUCGUCAGGAGGAUCUAAGUCUUCCGAUUCCCGGAAUUCUGGUGAUUUGUGGUUAGCAUGGGUAUACGACUGGAGGAAAUGACAAACUAGUAUGAUGAUACCAGUCCAGGAACAGAUUGUGUGAUGUGUCCCCGUUACACAGGAUUCUGGGACUACAACAACAAUGAGGGAAUCCAAAUUGAUUUCAUUGCUACAUGCAAGAUUGUUAUGUAUUUUGUAAUUGUGGACUAUUUGCAGAUAAUUUGUUGAUAUUUUGUCUUAUAAACUUAAGGUAAACGUGAUAGUGCUGUGGAGAGGAACAAAGUGUUUCACUUAUGGUAAGAAAACAUUUUGAAAAUGUAAUUAAUGUUUUAGACAUUAAAAGUCAAGUAAUAGCCAUUUAGGCAUAGACAAAACUGAAUUUUUUCACAAUAUUUUGAAAGCAUAGCUUGCUUUUCAAACAGAGAAUGGAUGCUUGUUCAUCACCAGGUAACUUGAGGUAAGCUCCAUUGUUGAUGACAUCAAAACUUGAAAAUUGGUAAAAUUGUUGAAAUGUCAUGGAAUAAUUCAGUAAAAUGUCUUUGAUAGCACCCUUUUAAGUCUCUUGCCAGGUACUGACCAUAGACCAGUGUGUUUUCUCCGGGUACUCCGGCUUUCCUCCACCUCCAAAACCUGACACGUCCUUAAAUGACCCUGGUUGUUAAUAGGACGUUGAACUAAAACAAACAAAACAAACAAUACAAACCCAUCAAACCAUGCAAUGAUUUUCAUUUUUUGAAUUCUAGGUACAUACAUACUGGUUUUGCAUGUUCAGUAUAAAAAUGAGGGAAAAGUAAAAUCUUCUUCACUACAUUGUCUAAUAAGGAACAUUUGGCAAGUGACAUGCUUAUACAAUUGUGAUUACCAAGAAAAAGUAUCUUUAACACUAAGUCAAAUUGUGAUUAGAACGAUGACAUCAUUUUCUAUGUCUACAUCUUCAUCAAUUCUAGAUCUGCAUGUUUUGUGUGACAGAACGGUUUCCUUUUAUAAAUUUACUGUAUAGAUAGUGUUUCAAAAUAAUUGUUAAUGAAAUAAUUAUACAGGUAAUCUAGAAUUCAAUGGUGCAUGACUAAAUGUACUGAUUUAUUGCUUUACAUAAAAUUUUAUUGAAAUAGUUAAAUUCAAGUCUUCAAAAUCAAUUUGAUGUUUUAUGUACCUUGCAUAUGAAUGUUUAUGUUCAUGUUAGAAUGAUUUGAAAUUGUAUACGUAUACAUACUCAUGCUGUUUAACAGACAAUGUGACAGUUGUUAUUUUUAUAAAAAAUAAUACUAGUACAAAUGAGA